GCUGUCAGAUUUUAAGGUUAUUCUUAUAACCUAAAAUUAGGCAAAAUGAGCGUAAUUUCAACAAAAUUACGUCUCGUUAUAAACAAUUUAUCAAAAAUAAACCUACGCGCCAAACAAAUUAUUAGGCAUGGGGGUUAUUACAGUUCUGAAUACUUGGAAGAUUUAGGCAAAGUUUCCACCAAAUUCGAGGUAACUAAAGACCCAGUAGACUGGAAAUGCGUGGAAAAUAUUUUACCACGAAAAACAAUCCCGGAACCAGUUAAAAAAGAUGAAUAUCCAUCGGGGUGGCAGCCACAAGCUGACGAUAUGCAAAGCAGGCCUUAUUAUAUUGAAAGAACCAGAAAUCAUUUAAUUCCAGUGUAUUUAGAUUUGGCACAACAUAAUAUUAGGAGGCAUACUAUUAUUCGACGCGUUAAAGGUGAUAUUUGGUUACUUGAGAAAGAGGUUACAGAGUUUUUACAAACUUUAUCCAAUAAACCAAUUAGACUGCAGGUUAAUGAGUUUGCUGGUUUUAUUAGAAUUAAUGGUGAUUUUGUUAAUGCUAUUAAGUAUUGGUUAAAGAAUAAAGGUUAUUAAACAUUUUAUUUGUAGUUUUUUAAUAUAAACUUGUAAAUAUACCUA
Molecule: messenger RNA, 621 nt
Organism: Brassicogethes aeneus
Lineage: Eukaryota; Metazoa; Arthropoda; Insecta; Coleoptera; Nitidulidae
Source: the annotation of a GenBank genome assembly